AUGGCCGCCGAAUCCUCUCUCCCCGGUCCUACUGCCGCAGGAACCGACUCCGAAUCUGCAGCCCAGAAGCUGCUUGCCAAGCACACUGCCGACGAAGCCCACAGAACCACGGUCGAGGACGUUGUCGACGAGGAAGAUCUGGCCCAUCCGGCUCCGUCUGCUACAUCUGACGUUGCCAAGGGUAAGCAAAAGGUCGACGAUGCCUCAGCUGGGGCGUCUGCGAAGCCGAAGGCCCCUGCAUUUGAUGUCAACUCCGAGGAGGCGUUCCCGUCUCUCGGCGGACCAAAGGCCGCAACCACCACUGCUUCGGCCUGGGGUAAGAAGCCAGCUGCUAACGGUACGAAUGGCACAAGUAAUGGCACCUCGCGUGCCUCGACCCCAGCUUCUGGGCUGGCGACGCCCACGCUUCCGGGCACACGGCCCGGUGGUGCACAUGGCGUGAAUAUCCCUGGUCGUCAGGUCGAGCGUGUCGCCGUGCCACCCGGCUUUUUGCUCCCUAGGCAGUCGCUGAAGAAACCCAUCCCCGAGGUUGUCCGCGAUGUGAACCGUCGGUCCAAGGCUCAGGUGGCAAUGAAGGCUGGCAACAACGGUGGCUUGAUAUUCGAGGUUGUUGGCACGGAGGAUGCGCGCAGACAGGCCAUGAAGGAGGUCCUGCAACAGAUUGGCUCAAAGCAAACAAUCAAGGUCCCAGUUCCCGCAUCUGUGCGCUCGCACAUCAUCGGCCGCCAGGGCGCAACAAUCCAGGAUAUAAGCAAACGAUCUGGAGCACGUGUUCAGAUGCCGAAGCAGGACGAGUUGCCUGCCGAUGAUGAGGACGCUGUCAUUGACGUGUCCGUCGAGGGGGAUUUCAUCGCAUCUGGCAUUGCUAAAGCCAUGAUUGAGAAGAUAGUCGACGAGCGCACCUCCAAUGUCAGCUUGCGCCUCAAGGACAUUCCUGCCGAGUUCUACCCAUUUAUCGCCGGUCCGAACAAUUCUCGUAUCGAGCAGCUGGAGAAUAAUCGCGACAUCAAGAUCAAUAUUCCGCACUACCACACCUGGCGUGAUGCUGCACCACCUCAGGCACCGCGCCAGGGACAACCAACUCCUUUUACGCCUCAGGCCUCGCUUCCGAUUUCUAUCACUGGCGACCGCACCCACGCCCAGCAGGCGCGUCAGGAGAUUGAUGAACUGGUUUCCGUAUUGCGGCGUCAGCUCACCGUGGAUCAGACACCAAUCGACAAGGGACGACACCAGUUUAUCGUUGGUGAUCGUGGUACAUCCGCGCACGACUUCCUGGCUGAGACUGGCUGUGCGCUUGUGAAGCCUCCACCUGGCGUUGACGACGACACGCUCUACGUCGUCGGCCCUGCGGACAAGUUACAGGCAGGUUUAGACAAAGUCAUGGAACUUGCUUCUCAGAUGCAGUCCAUGAACGUCGAUGUGGCCAAGCCACACGGCAACGCUCGUGGCGGUGGACAUCAGCACGCCCGUAACAUGACCCGUUAUCUAAAACAGAAACGUGCCCUCGAGGAGCUUGAGCGCAUGCACGAUGCCAGCAUCGUUCUACCCGCAUCUGACGAUGGUCCGACGGCAUGGGAAAUCUACGCGAAGGACUUCAAGAAUGCGACAAAGGCGCGUCAAGACAUUAUGAACCUCGUCAGCGCGCACCCGCCUUCGCGUUUCCGACCUAUGCAAGUAGAUCCUUUCUUUCAUCAGGCUCUGCAGCAGCGUGCCGCCCCCAGAAUUCGACGCGAACACGGCGUACACAUUGUCUUCCCGGACGGCCAUAUGGAGUCACCAGAUCUGCUGCUAGUCUACGAGCAGCCAGGUUCACCCUCGGAAUAUGUGAUUCCACGCCAGCAAUGCUCACCUGCCGAUGCCAAGGAGCACGAGCGGGCUAUUCAGCAAGCCAUGAAUGAGUUACAAGCACUGAUUGCCGCACAUCAAGCGAUUGAAUCAAGACAGCUUGAAGCUGCACCCAAGUUCCACGAGAAGAUCCGCCGUUAUGUUGACCGUGAGCAGGAGAGCUUGCCGCAGGAUCAGUUCCCCGUACAACUUAUCUUCGGACCGCCGGGUAGGCCUGCAAAUCAGCGUGCUCCCAACAGCUUCUCAAUUCGCGGCCCUGCCUCAGCUGUUGAUGACCUGAACGCGAAGAUCCUGGCCUUCUUGGAACAAGAGAUAAAGGACGAUGCCGAGCGUGGUUUCAAGAUGCAGUUCGACUAUCCACAGAAGUUUGCCAACCAUUUGAUCGGCAAGCGCGGCGAAAAUAUCAAUCGCCUGCGCGAGGAGUUCGAUGUCGACAUACAGGUCAAGGAUGGCAAAGUCGAGCUCACAGGCCCGGAGAAGAAGUGUGCGGCGUGCAAAUCGCACAUCCUGAACCAGCUCAAAAAGCUCGAAGACGAAACUACCCAUAUCAUUAAGGUCAAGCCGCAGUACCACCGUGACCUCAUUGGACCCAAGGGCUCGCAAGUUAACCGCCUUCAAGAUCGGUACAACGUGCGCAUCAACUUCCCGAGGAAUGCAUCAUCCGAUGACAAUGCAUCCGAGCUAGGCUCGGUGCGCAACUUCCGCAACCAGGCAGCGGAUGAGGUUAUUAUCAAGGGCCCCAAGAGAGGGGCAGAUGAGGCUCGCGAGGAGCUGCUCAACCUGCUUCAAUACGUUAUGGACAACUCCCAUGUUGAGACAUUAUCCGUUCAGCAGGCGCAGAUCCCGAGCCUGAUCGGCGCGGGAGGUCGCGAGAUGGAUCAGCUUAGGCUCCAGACUGGUUGCCAGAUUGACAUCCCGAACGCAAGAGAUGCUGCGGAUGCUCAGGGACGAGUCGAAAUCAAGAUCAAGGGCACAAAGGCGUCCGUUGCUGAGGCUAAGAAGCUCCUCACGGAACGUGUGAAACAAUUUGACGAGACCGUGACCAGAAACGUGGACGUGGAUCGCAAGCACCACAAAGGCCUCAUCGGUGCCGGUGGUGCGAAUAUUCGCAAGAUUGUCUUGGAUGCUGGGGGACCCGACGACGCUCGCAUGAUUGCUCGCAUCGUGCGGUUCCCGAAGCCAGGCGACACCGACAACAGCAUUCGCGUUGAAGGCAACAAGGCCAUGGUAGACAAGAUUGUUAGCACAAUCGAGUCGUAUGCUAAGCAACGAGAUGAGCAAGUCAGCGAUCAUAUCGAUGUUCCAGCAGACAAACAUCGACUACUCAUCGGACGCGGUGGCGAGACCCGCCGAAAUUUGGAGUCAAAGUUUAACGUCUCCAUUGACAUUCCUCGUCAAGGCAGCGAUGAGACCAAGAUCAAACUUACUGGUCUCCCAGCUGAUGUUGAGAGUGCCAAAGUGCAUAUUGCAACUCUGACGAAGGAGCAGCAGGGCGAGACUGUGGAUGUUCCGCGCAAAUUCCACCAUGCCAUCACGGACAACGGCCGCAUCUUCCGCCGUCUUCGUGAUGAUUACGGUGUUACCGUCGACCACGCUGGCCAGCAGCCGCCUCCUCGCCCAUCAAAUCGCAGUGGCGCCCGUGGACGCAAUGUCAACGGUAAUAUGCCCCUCUUGACCGACGAAUCGGCUGCUGCGGACACGCACAGCUGGGAGCUCGUGGAUAACACUGCAACGUACGAAGGCACAGACGGCGAUGCAACGAUUCCCUGGAUCCUGCGCGGCUCCAAUCCAGAGUCGCUCGCCAAGGCGAAAGCCCAAAUUGAGGCUGCCAUAGCAAAGGCCGCGCAACCCUCGUGGACGGGUUACCUGAUCCUGCCUGACUCACGGAGCUACGGACGCAUCAUUGGUCCCGGAGGUAGCCAGAUCAACAGCAUCAAAAAGAAGACUGGCUGCGACAUUCAGGUGCCUCGAGCAAGGGGCGCAAAUGGAGGCGGCGAAGCCGUGGAGAUCACCGGCGGCAAAGCUGAGGUCGAAGAGGCCAGAGACAUCAUCCUCAAUAUCGUCCGCGAAGCCGGGUCGCCAGGCAUGGGCAGUAGGGGCGGCUCAAGGAGGGGGUAA
Messenger RNA from Verruconis gallopava, 3963 nucleotides. RefSeq lists its product as uncharacterized. The coding region runs from base 1 to 3963 and encodes 1320 amino acids. Gene Ontology annotation, molecular function: mRNA binding. Lineage: Eukaryota; Fungi; Ascomycota; Dothideomycetes; Venturiales; Sympoventuriaceae. The transcript has 3 exons. The record is from RefSeq and is a predicted model, not a curated record. Gene Ontology annotation, biological process: nuclear division. Gene Ontology annotation, cellular component: nucleus; cytoplasm.